AUGUCAAAAUUUCACCACCAACUGCCCUCAUUCAAUUUCGAGGGCUUGGAACACAACGCUGGCGGUAUUAUUAAUGAUGAGUACAACACUAUUCCUCCCCAUCGACUCUCAUAUUCGUUCUUACCGCCUGCACCCAACGAGGAGGAGUUCAGCCUCACUCCUCAUCAACUUCCAUACUCAUUCUUUCCACCUCCACCCAUUGAGGAGUUCGGCUCCAGAAUCAACUGGAAUGACCCGGCGGUCAUGGCUGCAAUGGCAUCAAUGCUGACAGACCUGCCCAAAAAUAUUUCGUCAUUGCUCACGGACAAAGGGGAGGGCACUGCAACUCUCCCCAGCCUCCCAGGUGCAGGAGGUGAUCCUACUGCCGCAGCCAUGACUCCAGUCCAAGUCCCCAAAACUUCUUCCACCACUGCCGUUGAUACCAGCUCCCUGGGCCGAGAAACAUCUUCAUCUCCCUGUCACAGCCCUCUCCCUGUUCCUGCAAAAGGAGACAGCUCCUCAUGGGCUGCUCGAAAUCCCAUUUGCCCUGUGAUACCUGCACGAAUGCGCGUCACCCAUCGACCUCUCACAAUUGCCGAGCGAGAAUCCCAUGUGAUUAAAAUGGCACAAAAGGUAGAGAAGAGGAAAAAGCUUCAAGAUGCCAUCACAUUGUCUAACUAG
This is a messenger RNA of Suillus subalutaceus, 660 nucleotides long. RefSeq lists its product as uncharacterized. The transcript is spliced from 2 exons. The record is from RefSeq and is a predicted model, not a curated record. NCBI's taxonomy places the organism in Eukaryota, Fungi, Basidiomycota, Agaricomycetes, Boletales, Suillaceae. Bases 1 to 660 code for a protein of 219 amino acids.